Ochotona curzoniae (black-lipped pika) is the source of this 567-nucleotide messenger RNA. RefSeq names its product matrix remodeling associated 7 (gene MXRA7). The record is from RefSeq and is a predicted model, not a curated record. NCBI's taxonomy places the organism in Eukaryota, Metazoa, Chordata, Mammalia, Lagomorpha, Ochotonidae. The transcript has 4 exons. Bases 1 to 567 code for a protein of 188 amino acids.
AUGGAGGCGCCGGCCGAGCUGCUGGCGGCGCUGGCCACCGCGCUGGCGCUGCUGCUCGCCUGGCUGCUCGUGCGACGCGGGGCGGCGGCGACAAGCCCGGAGCCCGCGAGCCCGGAGCCGGCGCCCCCGGCCCGGCCCAGCGCGGCCCCUCCCGACGCCCCGCCGGAACCCUGCGCCCCGGAGACGCCAGCCGCGCACACGGGGCCAGAGGAGCCGGUGGAACCCGAGGAGACCGUGGAGCCCGCGGCGGCACCGGCUGAGGCGGAAGAGCCAGUGGCGGAGGCGAGACAGGAGGAGGAGGAGCAGGACUCGGAGAGUGACAAGGGCCUGUCCCCGGAAGGGCCUGAGGAUGAGGAUGGAGACACCUUCUCCUUUAAAUACAGCCCUGGGAAGCUGAGGGGAAACCAGUACAAGAAGAUGAUGACCAGGGAGGAGCUGGAAGAGGAGCAGAGAGUUCAGAAGGAGCAGCUGGCCGCCAUCUUCAAGCUCAUGGAGGACAACAAGGAGACGUUUGGGGAGAUGUCGGACGGUGACGUGCAGGAGCAGCUGCGGCUGUACGACAUGUAA